This is a messenger RNA of Notothenia coriiceps (black rockcod), 1784 nucleotides long. RefSeq names its product fibulin-1. Gene Ontology annotation, biological process: extracellular matrix organization. Gene Ontology annotation, cellular component: extracellular region. The transcript has 14 exons. The record is from RefSeq and is a predicted model, not a curated record. Bases 100 to 1779 code for a protein of 559 amino acids. NCBI's taxonomy places the organism in Eukaryota, Metazoa, Chordata, Actinopteri, Perciformes, Nototheniidae. Gene Ontology annotation, molecular function: peptidase activator activity; calcium ion binding.
AGCUUUCACACAACACACUCACUCACACACACCGUCCACCGCUGUCAUUCAUCCGCCGAUCAGUCCAUUCAUUUAUUAUAACCGUGACAUUAAGAGGAUAUGGGAGGAAAACAUCUAAAAGUCACUCCAUGGGCACUUUGGACCAUACUUAGUUUUUUUCUGUACGGGGUUCUACAUGGACAAGAUGUUCAGGCUCCUACUGUACAGGAGUGCUGUCAGGAUGGGAUGGAUCGGGCCCUGGGAGGACAUGACUGUACAAUCCUCCCCCUCAUCUCCAUCUCCUCCACCUGCAGGAUCGCCCAGGAGCAGUGCUGUUUAGCAACAGCAGGAGACCAAUUCUGUGACAAAGGCAUGAACAUGGCCAAGGAGCAAGGGGCCUGUGAGCGGCCCUUCUUCUCAGGAGGACCCUGGGAAACCAAGAUCUCGAAGAUUUGUUGUGACUGCUGUGUGCUCGGCCUGAUGACAGCGAGCCAGGCGUCCAGCUGCGAGCUCCAAGGUUUGACUCUGGAGAGGCUUUGUACGCAAGCGGCUAAAAACUGCUGUGGCAUAAACUCAGCGGAGGAACCCAAACAAACAGUCACAGCAAAGCCUGCAGCCAGUUAUACCACCAAGCCGCCAGAGGGAUGGAAUGGCUGUAGAGACUCCAAUUGCUCACAGUUGUGUGUAGGGAACGGCACAUGUGCAUGCCUUGAUGGUUAUCAACUGCAAUCUGAUGGAGUGAGUUGUGUGGAUUCUAACGAGUGUCUGACUGGCUACCACAACUGCGUCUCCGGCCAAGUCUGCAUUAACACAGAGGGUUCCUUUCGCUGUCAGAGGGAAACCAGCUGUGGCACCGGGUAUGAACUCAGAAACGACAACGAUUGCCACGACAUAGACGAGUGUUCUUUGGGCUCCCAUAACUGUGGACCAGACUUUGUGUGCAACAACACUGCAGGCUCUUUCCGCUGCUACCCGAAGGAGAGUUGCCCGAUCGGUUACAUUCAGGACGCUGUAGGCAACUGUAACGAUUUUAACGAGUGUGCUGCCUACGCCAGUCCAUGCCUGUCUGGCGAGACCUGUAUCAACACAGAGGGCUCUUACACAUGUCGCAGGAACAAAAUCCCCUGUGGACGAGGCUACCAUCUGAUUGAGGACGGCACGCGGUGUGAAGAUGUGGAUGAGUGUCGUACAGGGAAUGUUUGCGGCGUCCAUGGUUGUGUCAAUCUAGUUGGCACGUACCGCUGUGAAUGCAGUAAUGGCUUCAUCUUCAACAGUAUCACCAAGCUGUGUGAAGAUAUCAAUGAAUGCAGACAUUAUCCUCUUCAACUCUGCGCCCACAAGUGUGAGAACACAGAGGGGUCCUACAAGUGCAGCUGCACCACUGGCUUCAAACUGACCCACGACGGUAGAAGCUGUGAAGAUGUCAAUGAGUGCGAAGCCAACCCUUGCAGCCAGGAGUGUGCAAAUGUUUACGGCUCGUACCAGUGCUACUGUCGCCGUGGUUACCAGCUGAGUGACAUCGAUGGGAUAGCUUGUGAAGAUAUCGAUGAGUGUGCUCUGCCUACUGGAGGUCACGUGUGUUCCUACCGCUGCUCCAACGCCCCGGGAAGUUUUUACUGUACCUGCCCUUCUACAGGCUACACACUCGCACACAAUGGACGCACGUGCCAAGACAUUGAUGAAUGUGCCGCGGGGAUCCAUACUUGUUCUGUCUCCGAAAGAUGCUUCAACAUCCAGGGAGGGUUUCGCUGUCUGUCCUUUGCAUGUCCGCAAAACUACCGGCAAGCAGCACAGCGGUAAGAGCU